Molecule: messenger RNA, 733 nt
Organism: Sinocyclocheilus anshuiensis
Lineage: Eukaryota; Metazoa; Chordata; Actinopteri; Cypriniformes; Cyprinidae
Product: 39S ribosomal protein L32, mitochondrial-like
Exons: 3
Coding region: 103-627 (174 amino acids)
Biological process (GO): translation
Cellular component (GO): mitochondrial large ribosomal subunit
Molecular function (GO): structural constituent of ribosome
Source: RefSeq, a predicted model, not a curated record
CAGAACAAGGCGCAUGCGCACUAGGUCUUUUUUUUUAGCUGUGACCGUGAGGCUGUUAGGUCUGUACAUGUUAAAUUAAUCUGAAAUAAAAUACCGCAUAUAAUGUCAUUAUCGGGUUUACUUCAGUUUGUCGGACGCUCUCUGCAGCGUCUGGAACUCCGUUUAGCGCAAGCAGCGGGUUUUGACAGCGUCGGUCCAGCUCUGGCAGUAAAUGGUCCCCAGAUUCUUCCUCAAUCCCAUCACAGCAGUGAUGAAGAAAACUCUGAGCCCAGUUUCUUGGACAGUAUCUUUUGGAUGGCAGCUCCUAAAAAGAGAAGAACCAUUGAAGUAAAUCGUUGCAGAAGACGACACCCAAAUAAACUGAUAAAAGUCAAGUACAACAUUGAGCCAUGUCCAGAGUGUGGCAACAUGAAACUGAAGCAUACUCUGUGUGGAUUCUGCUAUGAAAAAGUCAGGAAGGAGACAGCAAUGAUACGAAAGCAAAUCUCCAUCAUGGAAGGCAGACCUCUCAACACUCCUGCUGUAGAGUCUGUUGUUUUGUAUGAAAAUGAAACGCCCUCUGAAGCAGAUAAGGACAAGAGAAUUGUAGAACGCAACAGGAAACGCCCUUAUUGGUUUAACAUGUAACUGCAGUAAAUAAAGACUUUUGUUAAAUAAAGAUCACAGUUUCAUAUUCAUGAAAUAUUUUGUGAAUGCGCUUAGCAUUUUAAUUGAUCAGUUAUCAUUUUUUAUA